AUGAUGCUUCUCAGCAACCUCAGCCCCCCUCUCAUCCAAGAGGCCCUAUCUCAACAUGUGUCUGUCUUGGACCUCUUCCUUCCUGGUUUCACUAACAUCACCAAUGCUGCCAGUCAAGCCUUCAAUGGCAACCUGACUGGCUACACUCAGUUUAUGUGUCUCUUUGCGUUGGUUGCGUUCUUGAAGCCAUAUGUUUUCGAAUUGAGAGAUUGGUUCAUUCAACGCUGCACAACAACAAUCUACAUCAAACGAUCGGACGAAACGCACGAUAUGGUACAAGCCUGGGUCUCAUCUCGUCGGUUAGACGAUGCUGCUCGUUCUAUGCUUGCCAAGAUCCGAACAAAGCAAGAUUCAACACGCGAGAAACACCUUGAAGGGAAAAAGGCUCUUCAAUACGCCCCGUGGGAAGGCUCCUUUCUCUUCCGGUACAAGUGCAACGUGCUUCAAUACCGGACUACACUGGUGGAGCAAGGUUUCCACAAAGAGGAGCAAAUCUCCAUCACUUGUGCUGGGCGAUCUUCAGUCUUGAAGGAUCUCCUGGAAGAAUGUCGAACUGCAUACCUCAACGAAUCAAAGAAUAAAACGAUCAUCUAUGGGCACCGCGAUGAAUACUGGAGAAAGGAGAAAGCAGUAGCUGCUCGGCCUCUGUCAACAGUCAUUCUCGACAAGAAACAAAAGGAACCUUUGAUCAAGGACAUUCAAGAUUUCCUCAACCCUGAAACCAGAUGCUGGUACUCCGACCAUUCGAUCCCCUACAAGCGAGGAUACCUCCUUCAUGGGCCGCCUGGAACGGGGAAAUCCAGUUUUAGCUUGUCAGUCGCCGGUGAACUGGACAUGGACAUUUAUGUCAUCAGUAUCCCCAGUGUAAACGAUCGAAUGCUGAAGAGUUUGUUCGCCGAGCUUCCAGAAAGAUGUGUUGUCUUGCUGGAGGACAUUGAUGCAGCAGGAGCUGCGUGUUCUAGGGACACCGGCUCGGAAGAUUCGGACAGUGGCACAGACGCGAGGCCGAAAAGGAAGGGGGUCACUCUUUCAGGCUUGCUGAACGUCCUUGAUGGUGUAGCCUCUCAGGAAGACCGAGUCCUUGUCAUGACCACCAACCAUCCCAAAAAGUUGGACCAGGCAUUGACGCGUCCCGGCCGAAUUGACAUGGAGGUCGAGUUUCAGCUUGCUAAUAGAGGCAUUAUCAAAGAUAUUUUCCGCUUCAUGUUUUGGGAACCGGAAAAGCAGAGGGAGCAUGAAAGGGUGGUGGAGAGUCAAGCGGAUCAGUUUGCCUCUAAGGUACCAGAGUCCGAGUUCAGUCCGGCGGAGAUCAUGUCGUACCUUCUGCCACACAGGUCUUGCCCGGCUGCUGCAGUAGAGAACUGCGGCCGAUGGGUGGAUGGUCUCCUUAAGGAGAAGCAGGGCAAGAGAGACUCACUGAAUAGUAGCAUCAGAAAUCACCGUACUUAG
Messenger RNA from Fusarium falciforme, 1449 nucleotides. RefSeq lists its product as hypothetical. Gene Ontology annotation, cellular component: mitochondrial inner membrane. The transcript has 2 exons. Gene Ontology annotation, molecular function: ATP hydrolysis activity; ATP binding. The record is from RefSeq and is a predicted model, not a curated record. Bases 1 to 1449 code for a protein of 482 amino acids. Gene Ontology annotation, biological process: mitochondrial respiratory chain complex III assembly; protein insertion into mitochondrial inner membrane from matrix. NCBI's taxonomy places the organism in Eukaryota, Fungi, Ascomycota, Sordariomycetes, Hypocreales, Nectriaceae.